This is a messenger RNA of Drosophila obscura, 1225 nucleotides long. It is a transcript of the gene PIG-C, whose product is annotated as phosphatidylinositol N-acetylglucosaminyltransferase subunit C. NCBI's taxonomy places the organism in Eukaryota, Metazoa, Arthropoda, Insecta, Diptera, Drosophilidae. The coding region runs from base 58 to 918 and encodes 286 amino acids. The record is from RefSeq and is a predicted model, not a curated record. Gene Ontology annotation, cellular component: glycosylphosphatidylinositol-N-acetylglucosaminyltransferase (GPI-GnT) complex; membrane. Gene Ontology annotation, biological process: GPI anchor biosynthetic process. The transcript has a single exon.
UCCAGACUAUGGUCACAUUCGAAUGCAAAUAAAUAUAAACAAUUUCCAUGUUCAAAAAUGCCAAAGAAAACGCAGGAGAAACGAAAGCCGUGGGUGAAGAACCUCUAUUCGAACCGCGAAUACCCAGACAACUAUACCGAUGCCAGCUUCCUCGAGGAUCUGCGCACCAAUCUCCAUGUGCGCAUCUACACCUACAGAGAGGCCAUAGCCGGCAUCACGGUGCUCAACAACCAGAUCUCCUGCAUAGCCGGCUUCCUGAUACUCUACCAAAUGAUGCUCAGUGACAGCGUCUCGCCCACCACCAUUCUCCUGCCCAGCUGUGGGGUCACCGGAAUGGGCUAUCUGUGCUAUCGCGGUAGGAGUCUGAGCAUGUCGCUGUUGGGAGAGGAUUCAAAGACCCUGGCAACGGUCGUCCUCUUUGGCUAUCUGUUCUCCCCGAUGCUGCACACCCUGACGCAGGCCAUCAGCACGGACACCAUCUAUACCAUGACCUUCUUCGUCCUGCUGGCCAACCUGAUGUUCACCAAUUACGGACUGGACGUGGCCGUGGUCUCCAAAGCCAUAUCGCUGAACGCGGCCAUAUUCGGAUCCAUCUGCCUGGCCUCGCGCCUCUCGACGUCGUAUCAUGCAUUUGUGCUGCUCGUCGAGGCUGCCAUCUUCUUUGUCCUGUAUCCCAUCAUCACGGAGGCCAACUGGAAUGCCCUUUUCAUUAUCCCCAUCUUUGCCAUCUGCUGCGGAGCUCUCUACUGGAUAUCGCGGCCGGUGCUCUGUCUCUACGCCAGCAGCACGCUGUUCAUCAACUUUGUGUGUCCGUUCAUAUUCGUGAGGCAGCAGAAAUACAAGUUCAACAUCCAUGGACCCUGGGACGAGGCCAUUGUGGAGGAGAACACCGACGAGAAUCUCGAUGAGAACUUAUAGCGUCAGCUUCGCUUCUCACAGCAGCUACAACCAGACGAGCAUGGUGGCGGCGAUGUCGGGGAGCACUAGUCAUUGGCAUUCUUUUAAUUCGAUUGUACAUACUUUUUUCUAGCUUUCUUUUCUCUACCUAGUCUAUCCAUAACUUAUUGCAUGCAUUUUUCAUUCCAAUCAUAAUCAUAAUCCAAUUCUAUCCUUGUUAUUUUGUUGUAAAUUGUUAAUUUGUAAAUAAUCGCAUGCCUUUUAAAGAAAUAUAUUUAAUCAUUUGGUUGAUGUGCUUGCCCCAUGGUGGCCACGAUUGUUCCCGAUA